This is a messenger RNA of Cydia amplana, 1887 nucleotides long. RefSeq names its product zinc finger protein 99-like. The record is from RefSeq and is a predicted model, not a curated record. Lineage: Eukaryota; Metazoa; Arthropoda; Insecta; Lepidoptera; Tortricidae. Bases 77 to 1867 code for a protein of 596 amino acids. The transcript has 7 exons. Gene Ontology annotation, biological process: regulation of transcription by RNA polymerase II. Gene Ontology annotation, cellular component: nucleus. Gene Ontology annotation, molecular function: DNA-binding transcription factor activity, RNA polymerase II-specific.
UUUUUCGCUUGUUCGAGUUCCUCGUAUUUGAGAUUUGUCCCGUUUUGUUUAUUUUGAUUUUAAAUUCAAUUUGAUAAUGGAUGUUGAAGAGGAUACAUUCUUCGGUUUGUGCAAAUGUUGUCUUCAAGACGGCUGCUUCAGGAGCUUGUGGGCUGAACAUGAAGACAACGGGGUGGUGCAGAACUAUGGGGAAAUGCUAAACGAAUGCUUUUCGUUACAAUGGUCAAAACCUGAAAACUUUCAUUUGGAGCAGAUCUGCGAGGACUGCUCGAAGCGCACUGUGGAUGCUUAUAGCUUCCGACAGCUGGUCCUGUCGAGUCACAAGCAGCUUGUGUCCUGUACUGAGCAGCCUCCAGAAGUUACAGAAGUUCUUGACGCAGAAUCAGGAGAAAUGACCGUGAUUGUGAAAGACGAGGAGGAUUACGGUGAAACUGAAGAAUUUGGGGAAUAUGAGGACGUGGAGUAUUUGGAGAUGGAAGACGAGAAAGAAUUCAAAGUGGAUGUACGGGAUGUGGAGUGUCAGCAGAAACAACUGGUUGAUGACCCAGACUACCACCCGGAAGAGCCGAUUAAACAGGAAAUAAGAUGGCGGCCAAAGAAAAAAGGCGAGCACAAGCGAUGUUACAAGAACUACACCAGCGAUGAUUUGAGGCAGAGCUUUGAGGCAGCCAAAAGCGGUCGCAUGACGGUCGCAGAGGCCGCGGCCGCUUUCAAUGUGCCGCGCAAGACCGUCGCCGCCAGACUACUCAACGAUAGGAGAGGCAUUCCUAUAACCUCGAAACCUGAGAAAGACGAUGGCUUUAUGAAGGAAGUGAAGACCCUCUUAACGUAUACCAACAUGACCCCAUACAAGACCCGCACGGCGCACUACCACUGCGCUUACUGUGGCACGGACGGACCUCUGUUCGAGGAUACUGAAGAGUUACGGACCCACACAAGGACACAGCAUGCAGGCGAAAGAACCAAAGCCGUAGAAAUCUUCCUCCGGCCACUCUGGCUCAACGAGAUCCUCAAAGUUGACAUCGAGAACCUCCUCUGCACCAUCUGCUGCACCGCCCUGGUGACUUGGAACGACAUGUUCACACAUCUCACCGAGACACAUGGCCUAGUCUUCGAUGAGGCCUACACUAGAGUCGUACCUUACAUACUGACACCGGACCUCCACUGUGCUCUCUGUAAGGAAAAGUUCCCGAACUACCACCAUCUAGACUCGCAUAUGAACGCUCAUUACAACAACUACAUGUGCUCCGAGUGUGGUGAUACUUUCCUCGCUUCGUCCCGUUUGAAGAAACAUCUAAAAAUCCACGACACGGGUAGAUUUAUAUGUGAUGAGUGCGGCAAAGUGUUUUCUUUGGACAAAUACAGGAAAAAACAUGUAGAACUAGUACAUAAGCAGGAACAGAAAAUACAAUGUCUGUAUUGCCCGGAGAAAUUCCUAAACACUUAUCCCAGACAUCUACAUGUACUGGAACAUCAUAGAGAGAAAGUUAAAACGAUUACCUGCGAGUUGUGUGGGAAGAGUUUCGAUUGGCGGCCGUAUUAUCUAGCUCACGUCAGAAGGAAGCAUAAUAAUGAAAAGAAUUACACUUGCAGAUACUGCGAUAGGAGGUUUUUCAUGAAAAUUGAGUGUAAGCGACAUGAGAUGUCGACUCAUGUGAAAGUGAAAACCAAGUGUAGGGUGGUUGCCCAAUUGCCUCAGAAGCCGGGGAAGUAUGCUUGUAGUUUUUGCGGUAAGCAGUAUUUAAAUAAAAACUGUUUGAUUACGCAUUUCAACACGCAUAAGGUUGUGUUGGAUGUUGACGAACUAAACGCUAUCACUGAGAGCUGUGCGCUUCAAAAUGGGCUUAAUACUUCAAUCGACUCUUAAGAAUCAUACUAAAGCGAUUG